ACAUAACCUUAAAAAAAACAUCGAAAUCAGGGAAAGAAUUUGGAGCAUUUUAUUUGUUAAUGGGUUAUUAAACAUAAUUAUUGAUUAGAGUUUAGAGUGAUUGUUCGGUAGACUUUUCUAGGCUUGAUAAAAGAAUUAUUAAUUGCUUUUGUCAAAAUGGCAUUAAAUUUGGCAGCGAUGAAUUUUUCGAGGGCAAUUCACACUUCAGCGGCUUCGAAUCAAAUAAUUAAACUCACACGUCUAAGAUGUGUGGACAAUAGCGAAAUCGGAAAAAAAGCCAUGAGGUCUGGCAAACCUCCACGAACAAUUCACAUUUAUAACAAAAAAGGAGUUGGUUUUAUUGGUGAUAAAGUUAUGGUCGCCGUAUGUGGUGAAAAGAAAAAGGGCAUUCUUGUGGGUCUGAAAGCGAAUCAAGACAAAAAAAUACCGAAAUUCGACAGCAACAAUGUUGUCCUUAUCGAUGACGGAGGUAAUCCCUUGGGAACCAGAAUUCACGUCCCGAUACCUCACGUUUUACGGACAAUUUUGAAAGAAAAAACCUUUUCUAAGGGAGCUGAUUACACCAAACUUCUCGCUAUUGCGACAAAAUUCGUCUGACGUGUAAAACUUCAUAAUUUUUAUUUUAAACUCUAGAAUUUGUACAAAAUUGUUAGCAUAAUCCCGUUUAUCCAAUAAAUCAGUUAUUAAGUUUGAAA
Belonocnema kinseyi is the source of this 695-nucleotide messenger RNA. RefSeq names its product 39S ribosomal protein L14, mitochondrial (gene mRpL14). Gene Ontology annotation, biological process: translation. The transcript has 3 exons. Gene Ontology annotation, cellular component: mitochondrion; ribosome. Lineage: Eukaryota; Metazoa; Arthropoda; Insecta; Hymenoptera; Cynipidae. Bases 157 to 597 code for a protein of 146 amino acids. The record is from RefSeq and is a predicted model, not a curated record. Gene Ontology annotation, molecular function: structural constituent of ribosome.